AUGGAAACAAAGAUAAAAGUGGAAAGGGUUUUCAGAGAGUAUGAUGAAUUAAUAGUAUAUACUAAAAGUGUAUUUCUUUUAGAAAGACCAAUUGAUUUAUCUGUAUUGUUUGCAGUAGCUUUAUUGGUUACCUAUAAAAUUUAUCAUUCUGAUAUACCUUUUUUCUCACUAUUAUUUCUUUUGAUUGCAAUUUAUUUUCUUUUGCAAUUAUUAUUUUUAAAUUAUAAAAAUAUUUCAAAAUAUAUUCCAACCAACAAAGUUAAAUAUGAUAACACUGAUGUAAUUAGUUUCAUUGUUGAAAUAAGAUUAAUGAUUGAUGAGUGCUUCAUUGAAAUUAAAAAAUCAAGAGAUUCAAACCAUAAUAGAUUUUAUUUAAAAUUGGCAAUGUUUUUUUUAAUAUUAAGUAUUGUCACUUUUAUGUUAUCUUUAUCUAUUAUAUUUUAUAUUUUAGCAAUUGUUUCAUUGUUUUUAUUACCAUUUGUUUUAUUUGGUAAAAAGCCAGAAAACACUAAAGGUGCUAAAAACAUGAUUGCUACUGGUAUAAUUGCAGUUGGAAAACCAAGUUUGAAAAUAGUCAAGGUAAUUUUAAGACACACAUAUAACUAUUUAUUCAGUAUCUCAUCUUUAAAUAGUGCAGAGGAACCAAGCACCAAUGCAAAUACUACAGAGAAUGAAGAACCACUGGAAACUGUAAAUGAACCAACCAAAGAAGAAGUAUUAGCUGAAGAAAAACCAAUUAAAUCGUCCAAACCCUUUAUGGUAUCCCCAUUCCACGAAGAUUUAGUUUGCUUAGUUGAAAUACCAAACAGUGAUAGAGAGCAAGAAUAUAGAAUUUCAAGUAAAGGUUUUGAAUUUUCAGAUUUAAAUGAUGGAGAAUUUAAUAUUAAUUUUAUUUUUAAAAAGGGUUUAUCUAAACCAAUUUCUUUAAAGAAAACUAAAAUAUUAAAAGAAAAUGGAGAGUAUAAACCAGGUUUUAUCGAUUUAUCAGCUUCAAUUAUUUCAUUAUCAUUUAAUGCAUAUGAUAAACCAGUUCAAAACUCAAAACUUACCGGUACAAUUCAAAUAGAGGGUGAAGAUGAGAUAUUAAAUCUCGAUUCAAUGACAGAUUCAAAGGGUUUUUAUAAGAUUGUCUUACCAAAAAGUAAAGUAGAAGUAAUGGUUAAAGGUAUGGUUGAUGGCAAACCAGUUUGUAUCAAUGAAAGCUAUAUUAUUGAAGAAUCAAAACCAGCAUCAAACAUUGAACAAGCUAAAACCAUUAGACCCAAAUCAUUCAAUAAAUCAGUUAACUGCACCAAUUACACAAUUACCACAACUGGUAAAAAGACAGUUUAUCUAUGUGAUAUCAGUGGUUCUAUGUCCCUCUCGGUUAAUGGUGUGCCUCAAAUCGAAAAAUUGAAAUCAACUUUAAAAAAGAAAAUUGAAGAAAACAAAAACUCAAUAUCAAUUGCAGCAUGGAACAAAAAGACCUCUUUUUCAAUUGGGAAUGAAUGGUUAAAUAGUGAAACUAAAAGCAAAAAUAAAAUCCGUCUCAUAAAUUGGGUUGAUUCUUUAAAUCCAUUUGGUGGAAAUGAUAUGAAGCAAGCAAUUUUAUCAAGCAUUUCUCAAUUUGGUGAUGCUGAAGAGUUUGUUGUACUUUGUGAUGGUGAUAUAUCACCAUUUGACUUGGCUAGCUGGUCCACUUUUUACAGAGAUAAUUCAAAAUAUAUAUUUUCUUUUGUUGGUAUUGGUAGUUCCUCAGACGAGGCAAUGAAACAAAUGUCCCAAAUUAGUAAUGGCCAAUAUUCAAGGGUUGAUUAA
Messenger RNA from Dictyostelium purpureum, 1797 nucleotides. RefSeq lists its product as uncharacterized. NCBI's taxonomy places the organism in Eukaryota, Evosea, Eumycetozoa, Dictyosteliales, Dictyosteliaceae. The record is from RefSeq and is a predicted model, not a curated record. Bases 1 to 1797 code for a protein of 598 amino acids. The transcript is spliced from 4 exons.